Alosa alosa (allis shad) is the source of this 1998-nucleotide messenger RNA. RefSeq names its product cytochrome P450 2F2-like. Gene Ontology annotation, biological process: xenobiotic metabolic process. Gene Ontology annotation, molecular function: oxidoreductase activity, acting on paired donors, with incorporation or reduction of molecular oxygen, reduced flavin or flavoprotein as one donor, and incorporation of one atom of oxygen; iron ion binding; heme binding. Lineage: Eukaryota; Metazoa; Chordata; Actinopteri; Clupeiformes; Clupeidae. The record is from RefSeq and is a predicted model, not a curated record. The transcript is spliced from 9 exons. Gene Ontology annotation, cellular component: intracellular membrane-bounded organelle; cytoplasm.
GUCACGUCUGGUGUAGUCACGUCUGGUGUAGUUACUUCCAUUGAUUAUAGUAGCAGCUAAUUGAUGCAGCAGACGCUACGCAAAUGGAACGUUUCAGUUAGGCGCCUGGUGUAGCUCAUACCUUACAUAAUAGCCGGUACGACGCUAGCUAGUUUGCGCGUUAACUUUAGUGGAUAUUCAGAGAGCACAGACCAUGGCGUAUCUUUCUCCUUCUGCCUGUGGGCUGCAGUCAUUUUUAUUUAGUCUGGGCAUGGGCAAUCUGUUUGAAGCUUGGUAACCAUUAUUGUUGAAGAACUACUUUGGUGAUGGAAGGAUGGUGAAUUGAUCAAUUUUUGCAUUUUGUUAAAUUAUGUAGUGACUUAUUUAGGAAUGCAAUAAUCAAAAUCCAAAAAUCUAUUUGGUUGACGGUUUGUUUCAUUAUAAACUGAGUGCAAUAUGGGGGAAGUUGAAAUAAAAUGUGACAUGAUUACAAAAACAAAGGCUUGUCAUCAACCAAAACACAUCUGUCUUUCAUCUUUCUCCCCUAUGAUCAGAUUACCCAAGAUUCAUGUUAAUGCCAGGUGUAAAGUGGGCGAUACUGACACACACAUACACACAUGGACUGGACUUGGGCUUAAAUAGAGGGAACUGAGGGAAUUUGAGCAGACACACACACACACACAGGCAGUAACCAUGCUGGUCUCUGUGCUGUUUUUCUUGUUUGGGGUCUUCCUCCUCUUCUUCCUCUUCAGGGUGAGAAGACCCAAGAACUUUCCUCCUGGACCCAGAGCACUUCCUCUGCUGGGAAACCUGUUGGAGAUCAACUCACACCAGCCACUGAAGAGUUACAAGAAGUUGGCCGAGCGCUAUGGUCCUGUCUACAGUCUGUACUUGGGUACUCAUCCUACGGUGGUGUUGGCCAGUCAGAAGGCCAUCUGAGAGUCUUUAGUCACAAGAGCCAGUGAGUUUGCAGGACGACCAAAUCACAUGUUGAUUUGCCAUAUAGUGGAAUGCAAAGGACUGUCUAUGGCAGAUUAUGGUCCAAAGUGGCAGGAGCACCGGCGCUUCGCCCUGACCACGCUGCGUAACUUUGGGAUGGGGAAGCGCACCAUGGAGGAGAAGAUUCUAGAAGAAACCCAACACAUCUGUGCCGAAGUGGAGAGGCAAUCCGGGAAGACUAUGGAUCCUCAGCAUCUCUUCCACUAUGCUGCCUGUAACAUUAUCUGUUCCAUUCUUUUUGGAUCUCGGUUUGACCACGACGACGCCUUUUUUAAGAAUCUCAUUGUCAUGAUUGAAGAAUUUACUAAAUUAAUCUAUAACCCUUGGGCAAUGCUCUAUGACGUUGCUCCAUUCACAAGGAAUCUUCCUCUGCCGUUCAAUCGGACUUUUGAUGUAAUCAGACGGAUCAAAGCCCACAUACUCAAAGACCUCAUCGACUGCUACCUGGAUGAGAUAGAGAAGCAUUUUUCCUACUGGGUCAGGGAUCGAAGUGAGCGUUGCUACCAGGAGAUCAAGGAAGUGCUGGGCUCUCGUGAGCAGGUGUGCUUUGAGGAUCACCAGUACAUGCCCUACGUCCAGGCCGUGAUCCAUGAAGCCCAAAGAGUGGCUGAUGUAGCUCCUCUGGGUUUGUAUCACAACACAACCACUGACACACACGUCCAAGGCUACAGCAUCCCCAAGGGCACAAUGGUCGUUCCUCUCCUGUCCUCAGUGCUACAUGAGGAGGGUCAGUGGAAGUCCCCUCAUGACUUCAACCCAGAGAACUUCCUAAAUGAGUUUGUGAGGGGGGAGUUUGUCAAACCUGAUGCCUUCAUGCCCUUCUCUGCAGGUUCCCGUAUGUGUCCAGGGGAGGGACUUGCUCGCAUGGAACUUUUCCUAAUCCUGGUCACAUUGCUGCGUCGCUUUCAAUUGGUUUGGCCAGAGGAAAGGGGUGUUCCUGAUUACGACAUGGUGUUUGGACUCACACAGGCACCCAAACCGUUCCACGUCACCGUCCACCUGAGAGAAGACCAGAACUAA